Messenger RNA from Gordionus sp. m RMFG-2023, 408 nucleotides. Its product is annotated as antistasin-like. The transcript has 3 exons. Gene Ontology annotation, molecular function: serine-type endopeptidase inhibitor activity. Lineage: Eukaryota; Metazoa; Nematomorpha; Gordioida; Chordodea; Parachordodidae. The record is from RefSeq and is a predicted model, not a curated record. The coding region runs from base 26 to 382 and encodes 118 amino acids.
UUUAGCAUUGUUCUAUACCAUUUUCAUGAUAGGAAUGGAAAUGGCGGUGCCAGAGAAUAAAACAAAAUCGACUUCAAAAGAAAUAGAAUACAUAAGGCUACCGCCAUCGUUAACUACCAAUAUAACAAAAUGUCGCCCAAUGUGCCGAAAAUUUUGCCCGCAUGGAUACGUGACAGAUUCCGAUGGCUGUCCUUCUUGCGAAUGCCGACCUGAUCCUGCUGACUGCCCGGGUUCUUGCUUGCUAUUUUGCACCUACGGAAACGAAUUGGACAAAUAUGGGUGCCCUGCGUGCACAUGCAAAUCUGAACCGGAUGCCAAAGAUGAUAAAGAUGGUGUUAAUAAAAUGGUGAACAAAAUAAAGGUCUUGUCUGCCACGCAGUGAAAUUUGAAAAAAAACCUCAAAACCGC